Molecule: messenger RNA, 1071 nt
Organism: Nematolebias whitei (Rio pearlfish)
Lineage: Eukaryota; Metazoa; Chordata; Actinopteri; Cyprinodontiformes; Rivulidae
Product: ankyrin repeat and IBR domain-containing protein 1
Exons: 5
Coding region: 178-1071 (297 amino acids)
Molecular function (GO): protein binding
Source: RefSeq, a predicted model, not a curated record
GCAGUGUUUUGACAUUAACAGCAGCGGUGGCAACAAAACGGAGCGGUUUGCGGCCGAAGUGAAUGAAGGGCGUCCAAAACAUGCCACAUACUGGCUUGUUUGAUGUGAUCGGCUCAAAGACGACUUUAAAGGCUGCUGUGUCUGUCAACGCUUGAACCCGCAGUAGGAGGAGGAGACAUGGGCAACACUGCGACCAAGUUCCGUAAGGCGCUCAUCAACGGAGAUGAGGUCCUGGCCUGCCAGCUCUACGAGAGCAACCUGCAGUUCAAGGAGUCGCUGGAUCCCAACUCUACAUAUGGAGAGUCCUACCAGCACAACACUCCGCUGCACUACGCUGCCCGGCAUGCCAUGAUGCGCCUACUCAGGUCUUUUCUUCUAAUCAAAGACGGCAAUCCCAACAAGCGUAAUGUUCACGAUGAGACGUCUCUGCACCUUCUCUGCAUGGGGCCUCAGAUCAUGACCUCUGAGGGGGCACUGCAGCCACGGAUCUCGCGGCCAUACGAAGACGAACAGCGUCGAGCGGAUUGCCUGCAGAUUAUCUUAACGUGGAAAGGAGCGAAGCUGGACCAUGGAGAGUACGAGACUGCCGAUGUCAACGCCGUUGACAAAAAGAAAAACACUUGCCUACACUACGCGGCUGCCUCAGGCAUGAAGACUUGUGUUGAGGUGAGGAUUCGUUGCUCUGGAGAAAUGCUCCAGCCAAAUAAGACCCAGAACGAGACCAUGUAUGAGCAAGCUCAUUCUUCCCAGGUGGAGCGCAUUAGUAAUUUGGAGGAGAUGCUCCAACAAGUCCUCACUCAACAGAUCACCUCCCAGAAAAACAUGCAGAAGCUCGGAGCUUCCUCCUCUUCUUCAACAUCGAGUCCUCCUAGAACGAAACCUGUCCCCAUCACCUCGUCGCAACAGGUAAUGGUCAAACCCUCUGAAUACUUCUCAGGAGACCCUGAUCAUUUCGGGGAAUUCCUCCUCCGGUGUAAACUGGUAUUCAAGAGAGCUCCCCAACUCUACGCUACAAGUUUCACCAAAAUCACCUACUUCGUCAGUCAACUCAAGGGCGAUGCUCUCAAGUGA